This is a messenger RNA of Eubalaena glacialis (North Atlantic right whale), 1233 nucleotides long. Its product is annotated as TNF receptor-associated factor 1-like. The record is from RefSeq and is a predicted model, not a curated record. Gene Ontology annotation, cellular component: plasma membrane signaling receptor complex; cytoplasmic side of plasma membrane. NCBI's taxonomy places the organism in Eukaryota, Metazoa, Chordata, Mammalia, Artiodactyla, Balaenidae. Gene Ontology annotation, biological process: protein K63-linked ubiquitination; positive regulation of JNK cascade; regulation of canonical NF-kappaB signal transduction. Gene Ontology annotation, molecular function: zinc ion binding; ubiquitin protein ligase binding; tumor necrosis factor receptor binding.
AUGGCCUCUGGCUCAGCCAGCAGCCCCCGGCUGGCCCCCAAUGAGAACGAGUUCCCUUUUGGGUGCCCCCCCGUCUGCCAGGACCCACCAGAGCCCAGGCCCCUGUGCUGCGCCGUCUGUCUCUCUGAGAACGUGAGGAAUGGCGAGGAUCGGAUCUGUCCCAAAUGCAAAGGGGACGACUCCCCAUCCAAGAGGCCAGGAAGCCUUCUGUCUCAGGAGCAGGAUCACACCGAGGUGGCUGAGGCCGGAGUGGGGUGCCCCUCUGCCGGUGUUGGCUGCUCCUUCAAGGGGAGCCCAAAGUUCAUGCAGGAGCAUGAGGUCACCUCCCAGGCCACCCACCCGAACCUCCUGUUGGGGUUCGUGACCCAGGUGGGCUCUGGCCUGGGGUCUGGGCCCGUGGCCCUGGAGCGGAAUCUGUCAGACCUGCAGCUUCAGGGGCCUGUGGAGGCGGCUGGGGAUCUAGAGGCGGACUGCUACCGGGCCCCCUACUCCGAGAGCCGGGAGGAGCGGGCCCUGCAGCACUUCACGAAGGAGAAGCACCUGCCUGAGCUGGAGGGGAAGCUGUGCGUGUUUGAGAGUGUUGUCACCGUCCGCAACAAGGAGGUGGAGCCCUCCCACCUGGCCCUGGCCGCCUGCAUCCACCAGAGCCAGCCGGACCAUGAGCACAUCCUGAGCUUGGAACGGAGGGUGGUGGAGCUGCAGCAGACCCCGGCCCAGAAAGACCAGGCCCUGGGCAAGCUGGAGCAGAGCUUCCGCCUCAUGGAAGGGGCCUCCUACGACGGCACCUUGCUAUGGAAGGUCACCAGUGCCACCAGGCGGUGCCACGAGUCGGCCUGCGGCAGGACCGUCAGCCUCUUCUCCCCGGCUUUCUACACUGCCAAGUACGGAUACAAGUUGUGCCUGUGGCUCUACCUGAAUGGGGACGGGACGGGGAAGAGGACCCACCUGUCCCUCUUCAUCGUGAUCAUGAGAGGGGAGUAUGAUGCUCUGCUGCCGUGGCCUUUCCGGAACAAGGUCACUUUCAUGCUGCUCGACCAGAACAAUUGUGAGCACUCCAUCGACGCCUUCCGGCCCGACCUGAACUCAGCAUCCUUCCAGCGGCCCCAGAGCGAAACCAAUGUGGCCAGCGGCUGCCCGCUCUUCUUCCCCCUCGACAAGCUGCAGUCGCCCAAGCAUGCCUACGUGAAGGACGACACCAUGUUCCUCAAGUGCAUCGUGGAGACAAACGCUUAG